AUGACUAUGGGCAGGAUCACCUUCUACGAGGACAGGAACUUCGGCGGUCGCUCCUAUGACUGCAGCAGCGACUGUGCCGACCUCACAUCCUACAUGAGCCACUGCUACUCCUGCAGGGUUCACAGUGGCUGCUUCAUGGUCUAUGACCGCGCCAAUUACAUGGGAAGCCAGUAUUUUCUGAGGAGGGGAGAGUACCCUGACUGUAGGAGCAUGGGCAUGAGUGACUUCUUCAGAUCCUGCCGAAUGAUUCCCAUGUACAGGGGAUCCUACAGAAUGAGGAUCUAUGAGAGGGAGAACUUUGGAGGUCAGAUGUACGAGAUGAUGGACGACUGCGACAAUAUCAUGGAUCGCUACCGCAUGUCCAACUGCAUGUCCUGCCACGUGAUGGAUGGCCACUGGCUCAUGUAUGAGCAGCCCCACUAUAGAGGAAGGAUGAUGUACUUCUGGCCUGGGGAGUACAGAAACUUCAGCAACAUGGGAUGGGGCAGUGGCAUGAGGUUCAUGUCUAUGAGACGUAUCAUGGAUUCUUGGUAUUAAAAUAAUUAAUAAAUCAUUCGUUAAAAAAUACACAAUGACUGAAAUCAUAUUCAUUAAAUGCAUAGGGGUGGAGAAAAAUCCUGGAAACAUUAAUCAGUGUCAAUCAGGUUCUAAAAUGACCAAUAUAAUUAAC
This is a messenger RNA of Scleropages formosus (Asian bonytongue), 670 nucleotides long. RefSeq names its product gamma-crystallin M2-like. The coding region runs from base 1 to 537 and encodes 178 amino acids. The transcript has 3 exons. Lineage: Eukaryota; Metazoa; Chordata; Actinopteri; Osteoglossiformes; Osteoglossidae. Gene Ontology annotation, biological process: lens development in camera-type eye; visual perception. The record is from RefSeq and is a predicted model, not a curated record. Gene Ontology annotation, molecular function: structural constituent of eye lens.